AUGAAGAGUAUAUUUCUCGUGUUGGCGGUUUGCAGCUUGCAGGCGUCCGCCGAGCGGCUACUCCUAGCUUCUUACGGAAACGAGACCAGCGCCGGCGCUGUCCAGACGCUCGAGUUCCUACCUGGAGCAGACAACAACACUAGCCGCAAACUAGGGGUUAUCCACGAGAAUCAUGACUGCGGAGGACUGCCCACAUGGCUGGACAUGUCCCUCGGUGCGGCAAGGCUGUUCUGUGUUGACGAAUCUGGAGCCAACGCCAAUUUUACAACUUUGAGUGUUGAAUCUGAUGGUAGCGUUAAGAAGACCUCCCGCAGCAGUGCGCUGCCAGGUGCAGUAUCAUUAGCAACGUACAACAACAAAUCAGCACUAGCUCUUGCUCACUAUAGCCCUCCCGCUAUCACGACGUACGGUAUCAAUACCGACGGCUCAGUUCGCGCUCUCCAGAACAUUACUUUCCAGGCACCCGAGCAAAUUCAUCAAGCAGUUCUCGACCCCACCGGACAGUACAUGAUCUUCCCAAGUCUCGGUGGGAACGCAACCCACGUCUACUGCAUUGACCCUGCCUCGUCCUCAUUGACCGAGCAUGAGCCACUCAAGGCCCCAGAAGGUUACGGACCAAGGCAUGCUGUUUUCUGGACCGGAGGCCAGCCGGGCACUACAUUCCUUUUCGUAGUCCACGAAUUGAGCAGCAGGAUUGUAAGCUACAAAGUGGAUUAUCCCGAAUGCGGCGGUCUCAAUUUCACCCAAGUCGACGAUGUCAGCACGUAUGGCAACCAAACUGUUCCAGCAAAGACGUUCGCUUCUGAGAUAUCGCUAUCGCCCGACAACAAGUUCGUAGUCGCAGGAAACCGUGGCGGCACAAUCUUCACGGUCGAAAACCCAGAUCCAAACAACAGCACCCUGCUUCCGAGUGAUUCACUCGUCACCUUCAAGCCGUCGUCUGAUGGAAAACUAUCAUUCGUUCAGCUUGCGAAAACCGGUGGAGUCUACCCUCGCCAUUUCCAGAUGAACAAAGAUGGCUCUAUGAUUGCAGUUGCGAAUCAAAAGACCAGGAACGUAUUCAUCUAUGCGCGGAACCUUGAAACCGGCAUGAUUAUCGACAGUAAAGCCGUCGCCUCGGGUGAGCAGCUCGGACCAGGGGAUUUGAUGUAA
Pyrenophora tritici-repentis Pt-1C-BFP is the source of this 1152-nucleotide messenger RNA. Its product is annotated as 3-carboxymuconate cyclase. Gene Ontology annotation, molecular function: 6-phosphogluconolactonase activity; protein binding. NCBI's taxonomy places the organism in Eukaryota, Fungi, Ascomycota, Dothideomycetes, Pleosporales, Pleosporaceae. The record is from RefSeq and is a predicted model, not a curated record.